Messenger RNA from Solea solea (common sole), 2089 nucleotides. RefSeq names its product armadillo repeat containing 7 (gene armc7). The transcript is spliced from 3 exons. NCBI's taxonomy places the organism in Eukaryota, Metazoa, Chordata, Actinopteri, Pleuronectiformes, Soleidae. The record is from RefSeq and is a predicted model, not a curated record. Bases 339 to 914 code for a protein of 191 amino acids.
UACUUAGUAACGUUACUGAGCCUCUUCACCUUGCAAAACCAUCCCAUCAUGUUAGACUUUUUGCCACAUAUUUAGAAUGUAUUAGAUGUUUUCUGUGUGGGUUUUUAUGUGUUUCUUUCCGUGUUCUGAGUCAUUUCAUUUCACGCGGAUGAAGCGGAAUCUUUGCUCUCACCGCGACCUCCUCCGGACAUAUUUUAUGAACGGACCAACGGAGGAACAACAUUGUAGUAAACAACGAUGACUAAAUGAGAACAUUUUUGCAUAAUUGUUGGUUUAUUAUGAUAGUUUAUGACAUGCUCUGUUUGUAGGCGUUUAAACAGUGUUAGAAUAUAGUAAAUAUGUGGAAAGGUUAUUCUGAAGGAUCUGAUCGGUUUGAAUAUUUACAAACGCUGGUGACUGAGUUUCAGGACACGGACAAUGAAGAGGCAAAGGAGCAAGUACUGGCCAACUUGGCCAAUUUUGCAUAUGACCCAAAGAACAUGGAGUAUCUAAGGGAGCUGCAAGUACCUGACCUCUUCUUGGACAUGUUGACUGAAGAGAACGAGAACUUUGUGGAAUUUGGGAUGGGAGGGUUGUGUAACCUCAGCAUGGAUCCUGAAUGCAGAGACAUCAUCCUGCAGAGCAGCGGGAUCAGCUUAGUCACAAACCGUCUUUCAAGCCAGAGGGAGGAGACUGUCCUGUCAGCUAUUACUACCCUCAUGAACCUCUCAACACCCUCGUCUCGCUCUGAGAUCACUGACCCGGCCCUCCUGCAGUGUAUGCUGCGCUUCUCCCUCUCGGAGAGUCCGCGUCUGCGCAACCUGGCUGCUGUGUUUCUGCAGGACUGCUGCACCAGGGAGCAGGUCGCCCGGGCUGAGCAGCAGAUGCAGGGACAGCAAACAGCAAUUGGUAUUCCUCUGCCCAAGGACAACUGAGGUAUUCACAUGGAAAAUGGACCCAUUUUGCUCUCUAUGAGAGUGCACACAAGUGUAAAAAGUGGCAAAAACAAAACUUUGAUCAACAUAUUUCAGCCAAACUGGUAAAAUAUGUUGUUUUAGUCACAACAGCCCUCACCGUCUUGUACUUUUUCAUUACUUUAACCUGCUGUUGUACAUAUUUGAGCAACUUGAGUUCAUUAUGCUUUUUCUAACAACAUGAGGGAAACUGAAGUGUUUAUGUAAAGCCUUAAGCGAUUGACCGCACACAGUGCAAUUGCUUGAGAGACAAAUCAGGUUAUUACUAAUAACAUUUAUAUAUAAUUUCAUGAACUCCCAAACUAUUAAAAAAGUCUGAACUAUUCAGAAAUCAGUGACUAAACCAUGCUUGUAAAAACAAGCUCACCUUCUGCAGGAUUAAUAUCACUAUCAAUUUCCCCCCAAAAAUGUACAUUCCUUUGGCUUUUAGGUGAUUUCAUAAGACCUGCUUGUAGAUGUUGGAGCAUGCUAUGGCCAGCUGGAGAAUGACCAUGUCCUGAAAUGUCAAAUCCAAACCCAAAAUAUGUAGACUAAAAACUUCUACAAUAAACCUUGAGGUUUUUUUGUAAGAGCCAAGAGUUCUGUUUGUUUUCUUCUGGGCUCUUAAGAGCUAUUUCUGGGCCGAGUCCUUCAGGUCUAGACAGCAGACGACAUCCGAUCCUGCAGUCCAGCAUCAGGUGGACUGCACAUGUGGCCUGGUCAGACUGUAGAGGAAAUUCUUUAAGGUGUUUGAGAAUGUAUGUGUGUGUGUGUGAUGCUGGCUCAUGUAUGCACCGCAAAGUAUUCAUUUUUAAAUUGGUGUGUGUUUCUGAAUGACAUUGCAUGAUUUUAGGGAGGCGUGCACCUGCCACCAAGAUCAAUAGGAAUACAUUUAUGCUUCCCGUAAAUUGAAACACCCAUGCCUGGUUUUAAUAACAAGGUAAAAAAAAGUUUAUUCCAAGUUUAUGUAAAAAGAAGAUAUUUCUGCAGGAUAAAAAAAGAACAGUAGAAACUGAUUAAACACUUUUUGUACUGAUCUUUUGGUAUAUGGUGUGUAAGACCCAGCAGCCGCAUAAGACCAUACAUUUAUCUGCAGACUGUAUUUAUUAACUGUAUUUCUAUUGCAAAUUGGGCAUUAAAGGAUUAGUCUGGUGUUA